Bursaphelenchus okinawaensis is the source of this 2003-nucleotide messenger RNA. NCBI's taxonomy places the organism in Eukaryota, Metazoa, Nematoda, Chromadorea, Rhabditida, Aphelenchoididae. The record is from the annotation of a GenBank genome assembly.
AUGCGUUCGAUUUCGACUGCUACACUCUUGUGCUUGUUGCAGUUGGGGCAUGGCAUCAAAUGGCUGUAAGUUAUGGAGGAGAAUGUUGAUAAUGCCGAUGAUUUAGAGCUCUGUACAAGUACGAUGACACAUGGAGCCCUGAAUUUGAAUGUCCGUUGAACAAAACAGAAAGAAAGGCUGUUGGGAUGGUGGCACAUCAGGUGAUUAUUUUUUAAAAUUCAAUACAAUUUCAUUUUUAAAAUUAAGUUUUACAUCUAAAAACAGUGAUUAUUUAUGUGUCACCCAUUACCUAAAUAAUCGUUUUUAGGCCAGAAUGUGCAAACGCUUUCCAGAGCUGAUGCCACUAAUCAUCAGAUCAGCGCAACUUUCCGUCGACAAUUGCCAGUCGGUUUUCGCUGAUUCUCGUUGGAAUUGCACUUCCCUCACACUCGCGCCCGAUUUGAAAGCAGACUUAACAAAAGGCGAGUCCGUGUUUUUGUGGUUCGGUGGUUGUGAGCCCGCUUCGCGUGCGAACACAGGCGGGUUCGAGGCUCAAUGAAGACAACUUUCUUUCCCCUUCUUAGGAAUGAUGAUGAAAUUAUUCACGCUGUCUAACUUAUAUACGAGAGCACUUUUUACAGUUUCAUUGUCAUUUUAAAUGUUUGAUAAUAUAAAAGUUGAAUUUUUAGUCAAAAAACGGUCUAAACUGUGGUUUACUAGCUUAUUUUCGACUGUUGAUGUUGCCUUUUUGUAGUAUAUAAUUAUAAAUUUAUUAAAUUAUUUAAAAGAAACUGUUUUAGGUACGAAAGAACAAGCAUUUGUGUAUGCCCUGUCUGCGGCUGCAAUAACACAUCAAAUUGCUAAAGCAUGUGCAUCUGGCUUCAAAUAUUGUCCAUGUGGAUACGCGGAGACUUCGAUCGCUAGUGGAGCUAACUCUCCAGAUGCAUACAGGGUAAGCACUUUAAAAACUUUACUAAUUAGGCAAUUAUUUUGGCAUUCAUUCUGGCUAGUAUAGUUCACUUUGUCUUAAUAAACAUCAAUUUUUAGUGGAAAGGCUGCUCCGACAACGUGGAGUACGGUAAACGAGCAUCUGCAGAAUGGACGGAUUCCAUCUACAAGCACAGUACCUUCAAGAAACGGAAAGCCGCUGAAGAAACGACUACUGUAUCCAACGUACUUGAGUUCGAUGAAGAAACCCUGAACGCGGAUCCAGAACCGACCAGUAACCGGGCCGGACCUAAAGCAAGGAUGAAUAUCUACAACAACAACGUCGGCAGAAUUGUAAGAAAUUUCAAAUUCGCAACCUCUUCAUACCGACAUUGAAUUUUCAUACCUAUUCAGUAUCUAUUUACUCACUUAUUGCACCGAAUAUUACUUUUUCCACAAAAUUUUUACGUUUAGGUAACACAACAACGAUUGUUCCAAAAAUGUAAAUGCCACGGACUGUCAAGUAGCUGCGAAAUACGAACUUGUUGGUCUACGCUACCUCCAUUGACUUCUAUUGCAAAUGCCCUUAAAGAACGGUACAAUCUGGCACAAAUAGAGAAAGAAACAGAAAUUACUUAUGAGACAAAAGGAGAAUCCAGACCUACUCGAGUUACAGUACCUCUGCCUGAACUGGUAAGAACCGCUACUUGGAUAUAAAUUACAUUUUUUUCAAGUAUAAUGUGAUAAUUUAGAUUUACAUCAAAAGUUCGCCGACGUAUUGUGAUGAAGAUAUCGAAAAUGGAUCUUUUGGCACACGGAGCAGGUAGGAAAUGUCAUCAAAUUAUUUUUAAAUAAAAAAAUAAAAGAUCCUUACAAUAGUUUUUACAACAAAUCAACUUUUUCAAACUACAAAUAAUUAUAGAGAGUGUAACGCCACGACCUCUGGAACAGGGAAUUGUGAAAACUUAUGUUGUGGUAGAGGGUUCAACACUAAACAGUACACUGUGGAAGAACAAUGUAAAUGCAAAUACGUGCACUGUUGUUACAUUAAAUGCAAAACAUGCACAUCGAUCAUUGACAAACACUUUUGCAAAUAG